Linum tenue is the source of this 691-nucleotide messenger RNA. The record is from the annotation of a GenBank genome assembly. NCBI's taxonomy places the organism in Eukaryota, Viridiplantae, Streptophyta, Magnoliopsida, Malpighiales, Linaceae.
GGGUCGGAGCUCUCAUCACCGACAAUUUUUCAAUUACCAACGGGAGAUUCUUGGAUAAUCGGAGUUAACAGGGAAGCAGACACACAAUCAUUAUUUUUCACUGAUAAUUUGCACCAAUUUAUGCAACAUUAUUCAGUAACUAUUGGUUGUGUCCUCCAUUUUAAAUACACUGGCAUGAGUAAUUUUACAGUCAAUAUAUUCAACCUCAAUGGUCGCUCGUUCUUUAACUCCGAUAUCGGAAAAAAGAAUAACACAGAAGUCAUCAGAGAAAAAAAUGUGGCCACUCUAAGCAGCAAUCCAAAAGAUAUUGGCGCGACUGCACGUCAUUCGAUAAAGUUGGCGGUAAAAGGCACAGAAAGAAUUCGACAACCAGAUGAUGAACAUUUCAGCGCGGUCAUGAAACUUGGAAUAGAGAAGGGAAUCUACUCAACUCGAAUCCUGCGUCUAUCAAUGUACGAUCCACUCAUAAGGUGUAGGAGGCCAAUAAUAGAAGCAAUACUAUCAGACCCCAAAUAUCCGUCAUACAUAACAGUCAUGACCCGUACACAAAUCACAGGCCGCACAAAACCCGUAAUACAAUUACUCUACAUCAUAUCAAAUAUUAUCAAUUGCACACGUUGAAUUAAUUUAAUUAGUUAUAUUUCAUUGGUGUAGCUCGUGCCUCGUGACUUCGUAAAAAAAUACAUUACGG